UGAAUUUCACAACAGAUUCGUGUAGUAUAGCAACUUGACGCGCCGACGGUGUUUUGUCCCGUGUGUAAAAUUAGGUGACUUGGCUAGCAUUGGUGAUAUUUUGUGGCAUUUUACUCAUUGUAGCUAAAGCCAACGUUUGGUCUUUUCUCAGCAAAAACUGAGUUGUGAAAUCUACAGCAAAUUGUGGUAGAUUAUAAGGUGUAUAAACGGCACUAUAUUAAGUGCACGCCGCCAAUAGUGUGCAAGGCUCUAGCCAAAAGUAGCUAAAAUAAAAAUCUAAGUGUGGCAUAAAUUUAUUAAAUAAAAAAGAAGAAGAAGAAAAAAGCCAAGAAAAAAGUGUAAAACACGCUAAAAUCGUACAUUUUGUUAAAGAAAUAACACAUUAAAGUUUUUUUUUUAUAUUUGGUGGAAUCGUCGGAUUUCCGCCCCAACUUAUAGACAUAACAAACGUAGUCAAGUAAAUUCGGUUGACGUAGUUCCUGCGUCCGCCGAAUCGCGUUUUCCCGCGACAGUUAAAAACUCGCAACACCCACCGAUUGGUUUCUGUACAGUUUAUUCUGAAGGGAAACUGCAUCUAAGGCUCUAUUCAGAGACCGUUUAGAGGUUCCCCUACCAUUUCUUUAUUUCUUUAUAACAGUGAGUUAAAACCCUGUUCAAAAUGGCAUCAUUCACCGUCGCCCAGUCAAGCCAAACACGGCCCACAAGCGAAUCAAACAACAAGAACAACAGCAACUGCAACAACCAGAAGAACAUUUGUACAACCGAGGACAACAACAACAACAAGAGCAACAACAAGUGCAACGGUAUUACCAAGACGGAUUACGAAUACGUCAAAUUCAAGCAAGAUAAUAUUGAUCCAGGAGCAACAACAACAACAACAACAACCACAACCAAUUAUAGAGCAAACGAAUUUGUGUUCACUGAACGAGACAGAUCAUCAAACAAUAGCGAUACAAUUGAAGCCAUCGCAAAGAUUAUUGGUGAUAACUUCAGCGCCCAAUACUGGCCAACCGAAGAUCUAUCAAAUUCGCAGACAAGCGCAACAAACGCAGCAAACGCAACAGCAGCAACAACAGCAACAACAGAGGAAGAGUAUAAGCUUACAACAGCUACAAAGAGCACGCUUAAUAGCGAAAACAAACCGAACAACACCACUGAGUGCCUCAGCAAUCAGGGUACCCUUUUUACCAGGCUCGCCAUCCAGGCCGCCAAUACUGAAACCGAGUUCGCCAAUAAGGAAAAACUCAAACUUGGUGACAUUAACGUCCCCAUUGGUCUUAGGAGAACCAAUAGCAAGCAAUCCAAAUACGAUUACGCAAUUAACGCAAACGCAAAGGCAAACGCCAACAUCAACGGUGAAUACGUUGACAGACACCGUCUACUUGACGACCGUAUUGAAUUCCACAAAUCUCAAUCAGAUUCAGGAGCAAAACAAGAAUUCGGAGAUAAUAUUAGCUCAGAACUCCGCCAAUCUAAUAGACAAUUAUAUGAAUUUGUGUGCGCCAUCACAACAACAACAACAAUCGCCGCAUUCAUCUGUGCAAUUUAUGCAAACACAAACGCAAACGCAACCACCAAGAACACUAGCCGCCAUGGCUGGGAUUCAGUUGACAGGUGCCGACGAGCACAUGUCGCCCGCGUACAUGAGUGGAGCAACGCCUACUGCUACAGUUGAAGAGAUAAAUGUUCCGGUAUUCAUAGAUGAAUAUCUACAACAGCCUACGGCUACGCAUACUGAAGCAGCAACUAAUAUCAACUACAGCCAAAUCAACAGCAACUGCAGCAGCAGUAGCAGCAGCAACAGCAGCAAUAUUUGCCAUAGCAACAGUAACGGCAGCGGCAGCAACGCCAACAACAUCAUAAACGGCAACGGAUUUGUAGAUUUUGAAUUUGACAUGGCAUUGUUUCCGGAUAGUAGUGACGCAGACAUUUAUAGCAGCAACAGCGACAACAAUUACUCUAGUACAACCAACACUAUGAGUAACAAUACAAUGAACAACAACAUCGGCGAUAUCUUCUGUACCGACUUCGAUGACACCUUAUUAAACUUCAUUAAUAAUAACAACAAUAAUAUUAAUGUUAAUAACAACAACAACAAUAACAACAACAACAACAACAUCAAUAACCAACCUGCUGACAUUAAAUAUGAGAACUCAGAGGAUUUAUCAAAUUUCGAUAUCGACCGCUAUCUUUCAAAGGGCUCGGAUAUGGAUGAAAUUAUGUCUGAUGAUUUAGCAUGUCCUGAGGAUGCGGUCAAUAUUAAUAAUUUGAAUUACGAUGACAUUUUAAUUAGUUCACAGGAUCCAAUGUUGGCAUCAUCGAAUAAUGUGUGCAGUGCCAGCAAUAUCAGCACCAGUCAACAAUUGUGGUCCAAUAUCAACAAUUCGGAGCCCAUCGUACCGAAAAUCGAGGAUCAUGACGAAAUUAUGGAAGUGGAAACGGCCGAUAUGGAAUUACCAUCAUUACCAUCAUUGCCAUCAACAACUAGUACUCGAAUGCAGCAAAAGCGUGUGAAAUUGCAUCUAACAACUGCAGCUGUACAGAUAGCAGAUUCACUCUCGACACCCGACGUACUCGGCGGUAUUGUGGAUCUACAGGAUGAAAAAAUGGCAAUAGGCUCCACAAAUUAUAGCGAAACCAGCAUCCAUGAUAUUGUAGAAGGUUUACAAAAUCCCACCAGCCAUCCGUUGAGCUACAACGAAGAGGAUUUGCCACCAACACCGCGCAGUUACACCUCCACUUCAACAUACACCAAUGAUUAUGCGCCGUACUCACCGACACCAUCAAACAUAUCGAGCACUCAGCUGAUGAAUGGUAGUAACAAAAAGAAACGCGGACGUCCUGCUAAAGUGCGCAGCGAUCAACCAGAUCCUACACAGUUAGAGAAUAUGUCUGAGGCUGAACGUAAGAAGGCAAUGGAUCGCGCCAAGAAUAACGAAGCUAGUCGUGUAUCACGUCAGAAGAACAAACAACGCGAGGAACGUGAAAGAGAAAAGGAGACCGAACUGCUUGCGAUAAAUACACUAUUGCGAGCAAAGUAUGAUAGACUAGUAAAACUAAAGGAUAAGCUGAAACGCGCACUGAAACGAGGACUAGCCAAUAAUAGACCACACAGCUUCAAUUGAAUGCCUUAGAGAUCUAUUCAUUUAUUACAUUUGUUUAGUGUCAUUUGUUGAAAGUUGUUGUUAUUGUCAUUGUUACUAAGCAGCAACUUAAGUAUACCUGCAUAAAUAUAAGUACAUAUGUAUAUUAAGGUGUCAUAAUUUAGUUGUUCAUUUAUAAGAAAAAGUCGCAUGUGCAAAAAUACUCCACACUCAAUGUUGUUCGAAGAGAAAUGUUAAAUCGUGGAGAUUUUCUAUUUUUUAAUCAAUUAAAUACUUAUUCUUUUAAAAUUCUUAUAAUACAUAUACAUAUAUAUUUUUAAGUUUAUAUGGAAAAGAAAAUUAUCUUAAACAUAGUUUACAAAACAUAUAUAUACAUAUACAUAUAUACACAAUAGUUUUAAAUAAAUGGAAUAAAAAAAGUAGAUCGCAAGUUUGUGAAACAAGCGAUCGUGACAAACAAAAUACGAAA
Messenger RNA from Zeugodacus cucurbitae (melon fly), 3573 nucleotides. RefSeq names its product probable serine/threonine-protein kinase DDB_G0267686 (gene Xrp1). The transcript is spliced from 5 exons. The record is from RefSeq and is a predicted model, not a curated record. Bases 1488 to 3125 code for a protein of 545 amino acids. Lineage: Eukaryota; Metazoa; Arthropoda; Insecta; Diptera; Tephritidae.